Cooperia oncophora is the source of this 1059-nucleotide messenger RNA. NCBI's taxonomy places the organism in Eukaryota, Metazoa, Nematoda, Chromadorea, Rhabditida, Trichostrongylidae. The record is from the annotation of a GenBank genome assembly.
AUGACUGAAGCCGAGGCAGCAAUGAUGGCAGCCAAGAAACGCCACGAAGAGGAAGAAGCGGCCAAGCUUCUGGAUUAUGAACAACGGCGAGUUCUCGAGAAGGAGCGCAUUGAGAAUGAACUUCGUGAGCUCAAAGAGAAGCAGGAGAAACGACGUGCUGAACGAGAAGCUGAAGAGAAAGAAUUCGCCGAAAGACGCCGACAAGACGAAGAACGCCGUCGUAAGGAAGAGGAGGAGCGAAAGAGCCGAGCCGAUGCUGAAAAGGCCCGUAAGAACGAGGAAAAGUCACGUCGCCAACAAAUGAUGGCAGGCUCGUUCGCUGGACAUGCAUCAGGCAGCGAGGGACGCAAUUUCAAGAUCAACUCCAAAGGCGAACAGGCUGCUCAGUUCGGCAAUUUGGCACAAGGUUCAAAACAAGACGGGCAAUCGAAGGAACAACAAGAAGAGGCUAAGGCAGCGUUCUUGGCCGCUGUUUGCCGUUCAGUGGAUAUCUCGUCACUGCUUCCGAACGAUCUGAAGGAGCGAAUCAAAACAUUGCAUAACCGAAUCUGCAAAUUGGAAGCUGACAAAUACGAUCUGGAGAAACGCCAUGAACGCCAAGAAUAUGAUAUGAAAGAAUUGCACGAACGUCAACGCCAGGUCGCCAGAAACAAGGCCCUCAAAAAGGGACUUGAUCCUGAAGAAGCCGCAUCAUCUCAACAUCCUCCAAAGAUCACCACUGCAUCCAAAUUCGAUCGCCAAAUCGACAGAAGAUCAUAUGGAGAUCGCCGAGAGCUGUUUGAGCACCCAGUCGUCAAGAAGCCACCAACCAUUGCCCAUGGAACCGCUCGACCACCACCAGAGUGGGGCAGGAAGGAGAAUGAGGAGCUCGAGCAGCUCAGAAAGAACCUCGAGCCCCCGAAGUAUGUUGAACAAGUCAAAGCUGAAGGAGAUGCUGCUCGUCCACCUGUUCCACCAAUUCCCUUGCAAUUGCCUGACAAGGACUUCGAAGACGAACCAGAGGCACCUCCAGCUAAGGCUCCGGAUGCCGAAACACCUGCUGCAGAAGUCGCGGCCUAG